AUGGCUGAUUCCUCCAACUCUAUUUGGACCAAAGAUUUAUUUUUCAUCCCCACACUAUCCGUCAUGGCAAAGCGGUUUGUUCUCCCGGCUCCCUUUGGACGCCUGCAGCUAGAGAAGUAUGAUCCCCCUGAGAAUUUAUUUAUUCCUUAUUUCUCCCAUGUCAUCGGCAUGGAUAUAGUUGGGCAUGUUAUUGACCCUGGAGAGUCCGAACGGUUCCAAAAGGGUGACCUCAUUAUGAGCACUGGAACGGUUGGUUACAGCGACGGAUGUUCCUACCAGAGUCAUGCAUUGGUACAGGUGAUCGAAUCUGAGAUACCGGUGCUUGGAUUAUCUACCCUUCCAUUCAGUCUCUCGAAAGUCGCCGACAGAAAUGACGUUGCUGCUACCCACGUGCAUAUCUGGGGUGCCAAUGGAGGGGUAGGCAAGCUUGCUAAAAUCUCUGGCUACAGUGUAGCUGCAGUUACAUCAAGUAAUGAAACUACAGCUCAGGCGCAAACCAGAGGUGCCGACUAUGUCUUUUCUAGGUCAGAUCCAGACCUAAUCGCUAAGAUAAAGUCUGUUGCGCCUGAUCAGCGUCUCGCGUUUCAUACGGUUGUUACUGAGGAAACCAUCUCAAAGAUUGUGGACUGUUGUAAGAAGCCGAUAACAGUGGCUACUGCUAUCAAGUACACGGGAGCGCCUAUUGAUGGCGUAUAA
Fusarium oxysporum Fo47 is the source of this 696-nucleotide messenger RNA. RefSeq lists its product as uncharacterized. Bases 1 to 696 code for a protein of 231 amino acids. Lineage: Eukaryota; Fungi; Ascomycota; Sordariomycetes; Hypocreales; Nectriaceae. Gene Ontology annotation, molecular function: oxidoreductase activity, acting on NAD(P)H. The transcript has 7 exons. The record is from RefSeq and is a predicted model, not a curated record.